UCGGUUAUAAAAGCAAUAACAAAAUGCAGUACCUCCGCAUUGAUUGAAUCAACCACUCUCUUCCACAACUCUCUCUGAUCUCUCUCGAAGCUCGAAAAUGGCGAACGGAUGUGAGAUCUGCUGCGAGAUUCUCAUCGCCAUCCUCAUUCCUCCUCUAGGAGUUUGCCUAAAGCACGGCUGUUGCACGGUGGAAUUUUGUCUGUGUUUGAUUUUGACUCUUCUCGGUUACAUUCCGGGGAUCAUUUACGCACUCUACGCCAUCGUCUACGUCGAUCGCGACCAGUUCUUCGACGAGUACAGGCGUCCGCUCUAUUCGCAGGCGUCGGCGGUAUAGAAACCGGUUUGAAUCUCUUCAACUCUGUGUUUAGCCUUUUUCGAAUAAGGUUGUUAAG
Molecule: messenger RNA, 392 nt
Organism: Cucurbita pepo subsp. pepo (vegetable marrow)
Lineage: Eukaryota; Viridiplantae; Streptophyta; Magnoliopsida; Cucurbitales; Cucurbitaceae
Source: RefSeq, a predicted model, not a curated record